This is a messenger RNA of Mytilus californianus (California mussel), 1590 nucleotides long. RefSeq lists its product as uncharacterized. Bases 60 to 1463 code for a protein of 467 amino acids. The transcript has 10 exons. NCBI's taxonomy places the organism in Eukaryota, Metazoa, Mollusca, Bivalvia, Mytilida, Mytilidae. The record is from RefSeq and is a predicted model, not a curated record. Gene Ontology annotation, molecular function: calcium ion binding.
UUUGUCGUAUUGUUGGCGAUAUCCUCAAAUUUUAGAAUGGACACAGCUUCUUCCUAGCAAUGAAGUCGGGGAGCAAAAUGAAAGGAAAAAAGAAGAAAGCACAGAAAAAAGAGAAAACAAAAACUGAAGAAAAGGGAAAGGGCGAUCCUAAUGAUCUGUUGAAAAAGUUAGCCGUACAACACAACAGACAGUCAUUGCAAAUAGAAGCUGACCAAGUAGCACAUUUAGCACCAGCAGAUAAUGAAGGAGUUCCCCAUGCCAGCAGUCGAAUGUCUAGUGCCGGUGUUAGUACCAAUGGAGAUACAGAACUACCAGAAUGGUUUGAAGAUAUAACCACAGAUAAUGAGGAUGCAUUUAAAGAGUUGUUUGAUAUGUUGGAUUCAGCGAAGACGGGCACACUGAAUGUCGACGGUCUGUAUGAAGGUCUAAAGAGAGUAGAUAGUGGAAUUACUAGAGAAGAGGUUGAAGCUGUCAUGAACAAACUGGAUAAAGAUGGAAAUGGAGAAAUUGAUUUUGAUGAGUUUCUUAUUCACAUGACACAAGGAGAUACAGCAGGAGAGGGUGACCAGGAAGGAUCACGGAAGGGAUUUUCAAGACGACAGAGAUUAUUCUACACAGCCAUUACACAAUUCUCCAUGAAGACCACUCUAGAGUUGGAGAAAAAGAAACAUCAACCUCAUGUGAUAGGUCAUUACACAGCUGGAGCCCGUCUCGAGGGAUUAACUGAUAGACAGCUAGCCAGACAGAUGAAGAGACUCCAGAGAACAGCUGUACACCAUGAUUCACCAUAUGCCAAACCCCUUCCUUUUGUUUCUCAGAUGAACUGUAGUGUUGUGCCGACCAGUAGGUACAAGUUGGCAACAGAACGCACUGAAAUGGGCCCCAAGGAAAACACGACACUAAUUGAAAUACCAGAGGAUGGACCAAUUGAACCAAUUGCACCAUUACCAUGGAAGGCACAAUGGAAAAUGUUUACCUCAAGAGAUAGUGUUGUGGGUAAAACAAACGAUGAUCUUUUGAAUAAUCUAAGGUCAAGAUUAAAUAUAACCAUGAAGAUUAAAGGAUCUAUUAAAAAGAAGAAAACUAUAGCAAAGGCAGCCAUCCCCCAAAUAGGAAAGUGCCGAGUUCCCUUGCCAGUUCUUAGAGUGAAGUAUAUCAGACACAGACCGUCACCAACCAUUGAUGAUUUGCCAAAUAUUAGAGAAAAGGCAACAAAUGCACUGGAUGAUUACUAUCAUAAGCUACGAAAAGUAAGUGUCAAAAAUUCUUAUGAACACUGGGAUAACUUAUAUGCUGAUACUAUUCGUCCCAAGAAACUUUUGGAAAACUUCAGAACUGUUUACAGGGCAUAUUCACCACAUAAAGAAGAAGAAGCUUUCGUUGUUACACCUUGGAUACCUGGACCUUACAGACUUUUCAGGAGAAAAGUGGAUUCACGUAUCAGACCAUUCAGUGCCCAUUAAAUCUUUUAGUAAACAUAUGCUACCAGCACUGAUUAAAAUCUAUUUUAACGUUUGGUGUUAUUUUGUUCUUUUCAAUACUCUGAAACAUGCAGCUUUAAAAGAUUUGCUAGAUAAGGUGAACAAAUAA